AUGAUAUUAUCAUAAAAAAUAACAUUUCCUUACUAAAAGCUAUGCACUUAUAGUAUUGAUACCUAUAAAAGUUGAUUCAAAUGCAACUGAUUACUGAUCAACAGCCUAUGGGCUGAAAGUCUAUAUGUUGUGCCAGUUUGGAGCAUUUGAGGGAUUUGUUUUGUUCAUAAAGAUGCAUUAAUUUCAAGAAAACUAGAAAGGAGAAUUAUCAGUGGAAAUGUAGAAGAUUUUAUUUCAAAAAGUAUGCAAGAAUUGAAGAUGUAAUCAAGGACUACAUAGCAACACAGGUCUAGUAGAGGUGCCAUGGAUGAUGAAGAGCGUCUUGAGGGUGAGGAAGAAAUGGAAUUAGACGAAGCCUCUGAUGGUGAAGAUGAAGAUGAAGAAACAACAGGGAUUCCUGUUUCUCCAGCCAAUUCGGAUCAAUUGCUUGGCCAUUCGUCGACAACUCCUGGUAACAAGGAAGCACAAAAGUUUGUUUCUCUUGCAGUAACCCCGGAUGAAGCUUUUCAUGAUCCUUUACGGUACCAGAAAUUUCCACUUCCUGGAGGUAAACCUUUGAAUAUUCGGCGUGGUCCAGGUAGACCUAGGAAAGAACGUCCACCUGGAAUUACGCGCGGAGGAGGUACUCGUAGACCUUUUGGAAGAGGAACUACUAGGGGUAAAGGUCUUGGAUACGCAAGAGGUGUACCGCGACGUACUAAAAGCAAAGAUGACGAUACGCACUCAGAAUCCCCAAGUCCUCUUCGUCUCGGUGAAGAUGCUACUCCUGACGGAGAGACGUCUAACAGCGAGAGAUGCAUGCCAGCACCAGAAGAACCGCCAUACUUUCCAGAACAAUGGCCUGGCAAAGUAUGCGCUUUCUGUAAUUUGGGUGAACGAAGUCAGCUAGGGCAGGGUGAAUUAUUAAGAUUUACCUGUCCCGAAGGUUUCACCCCUGAAAAGUCUACCAAUCGUGACGAUACAACUGACCAUCUUGUUGAUAUAACCACCGGGGACAAAAGUCCGCGUACAGUGGGUCCUGGUGCUGUCACUUGCCGUAGACAGAAGAGUCUAGCUAAGUGCAGAAAUACUAGUCUAACAAAUUUUACGGAACCAGUGGAGGAAUUAACCAUAGUGGGAUAUUCGGAGGAACCGGAAAUCGGAACAUUAUUUGAAUCAAUCGGGCACUAUUAUGUUCAUCAGUCUUGUGCAGUAUGGUCAAACGGUACCCAAGAAUUAACAACAGAAGCGCUGAGUCCAACAAUAGUACAGGCUUCUUCGAGACGUUGCGCUUAUUGUUCUCAUUAUGGAGCCGGAAUUCCUUGCAAAGUGGCAUCGUGCAAUCGUUAUUUUCAUUUACCAUGCGCUGCAGCCUCGAGUUGUUUCCAGGAUACGAAAACCUUGUCUCUUUUUUGCAGUCAGCACUUGGGACAAGUUCCACUUUUGUUGAAUGGUGAUGUUACUUGUAUACAGUGCUGUGGGAUGGGAGAUGUUUCCAACCUAGUAAUGUGUUCCAUCUGUGGCCAACAUUACCAUGGUAGUUGUGUCGGUUUGGCACUUCUGCCUGGCGUAAGGGCCGGCUGGCAAUGUGUAUCUUGCAGAGUAUGUCAAGUGUGCCGUCAACCGGAGGAUGUAUCGAAAGUAAUGUUGUGUGAACGUUGUGAGAAAGCGUAUCAUCCUAGUUGUUUACGACCAAUUGUUACAUCUAUACCUAAAUACGGUUGGAAGUGUAAGUGCUGCCGUGUAUGUACAGACUGUGGUUCCCGUACACCAGGCGCUGGUCUUUCAUCACGGUGGCAUUCCCAUUACACUGUAUGUGAUUCGUGUUACCAACAAAGGAACAAAGGUUUUUCGUGUCCCCUUUGUAGAAAGGCGUAUCGGGCUGCCGCGUAUAGAGAAAUGGUUCAAUGUAGUGCAUGUAAAAAGUUUGUUCAUGGUACCUGUGACCCUGAGGCUGAUCCAUUAACUUACCAACACCGUAAAGAAGCUAAACCUGACUAUGAAUAUAUUUGUUUACACUGCAAAAAUAUGGCACUUGUAAAAAGGAAAGAUAAUAUCGACGAUUACGGUGGUGAUUUGAGUUUAAGCGCGUCGCAAGAAAGUCUGUACGGUGAUGGAGAUUCGUCUGAGUUCGAUUAUCAAGGGGGAUCAGAGGAAACGCUGUAUUCUAUAGGUCUUGGAAAGGGUAAACCAUUCUGUGCGUCUAAAAUAGCAAAGAAACGAUUAGGUCUCGGCGGUGGUAUCAUCGGGCGACCGAAAGGAAUUGGCAAGGUUGGAUAUCAAAAACGGCAAAAGAUGACAGAAUUUGGAAGGAAACGUGGUCCCAAGGCAAAAAUGAGAGGUAUCUUUGGAGUACCAGGAGUAGGACUACAGAGGCCAAUGUCGGACUCAUUCUCGAAAGAAGAUGAACCAGGCAUCGAGAAUAGACUUGUGUUAUGUUCAGCAAAAGAUAAAUUUGUAUUGACUCAAGAUAUUUGUGUGAUGUGCGGUGCAAUUGGCACUGACCAAGAGGGGUGUUUAAUUGCUUGCGCGCAAUGUGGUCAAUGUUAUCAUCCUUAUUGCGCUAAUGUCAAAGUUACUAAAGUAAUAUUACAGAAGGGUUGGCGGUGCCUUGAUUGUACAGUGUGCGAGGGUUGCGGCGAAAGGAACGACGAGGGUCGUUUGAUUUUAUGCGAUGAUUGUGAUAUCAGUUAUCAUAUUUACUGUAUGGAUCCACCGCUCGAUUACGUGCCGCACGGUACGUGGAAGUGCAAAUGGUGUGCGCACUGUCAAACGUGUGGUUCGAACGAUCCAGGAUUCAAUAGUAGUUGGCAAAAGAAUUACACUCAGUGUGGUCCAUGCGCGUCGCACACUGCCUGCAUAUCGUGUCAAGAAACAUACAACGAGGGAGACCUGAUAAUACAAUGCAUACAAUGUGAAAGGUGGUUACAUUGCGCGUGUGACUCGAUCAAAAGUGAGGCAGAGGCUGAAAAGUGUGCGGAAGAAGGUUAUAUUUGUAUACUUUGUCGUCCAAGAGAUGUCCCACCGCCGCAUCUUUUAUCAAGUCAAUCUAAACCACAGCCAAAUAAAUAUCCCCGUUCUCCACCGCCAACGUCGCGCAGCCCCGAUUUGUACAAACCUUCCCCGCAACAAUAUUUGAUUGACGGUGUUUAUUUGUCCGAAGCUGGUAUGAAUCACAUUAAAUCGUUAACGUCUGAACACCAACAAACGAGAAAGAAGAGAAGAAAAAUGCAUCAUCUGAUAGAUAAGGAAGCUGAUAUAAUGGCUACGAUAGAGUCUGUAGUUGCCGGUGGAAGUUUAGAUAAUUCUUUAGAAGAAAAUGGAGGGAAAAUAGAUUUAUCGGAUGUUAAAGAUGAACCUACUGAGGUACUGAAAGAAGGGAUGGUAUGGACACCACGCGGCGAUCAACCACCGCCCGAAGGUUUUAGUAUUUAUACUACCGAAAAUGGUGUACCAAUAUUAAGACGUAAACGUCAGCGUAACUUACAAAAGCUCGGCAUCGGAGGUUUUAUCGUUAGGAUAAGAGGUACUCGUAAAGAUAAAGAAGAAGACGGAGAUCCUGAAAAACCAUCUGAUUCGACGGUCGGUGUUAACGAUGAUAAACCGCGCAGGAAACCGCAGAGAAGGAAACCAAAGACAAAACUUUCUGAAUGUUUUCCAACCUACAUGCAAGAGGCAUUCUUUGGGAAAGAUCUUAUGGAUACCACCAAAGAUAAAGAACUGGAAAGUAGUAGCGAAUCGGAUAGCGAACGAAAUAUAUCUGGAAAUGCGGACACCAUUCAGCUGUCUCAGGAUGAAUUGAAAGCGAUGGAACAAGUUAAAGCUAAACAAGAAAAAGAAGAAGAUAAAGUACCUUCAGAAACACCGAUCAAGCGGGAAGAAAUGAUGGAUGACGAUGGUAGCGAUACGGAAGCUCUUGGUGAUAUAUUACCUAUUUCAAGCGAUUUACUUGACAGUGAUCUUGUUAAUACUAUCAUGAACGAACAAGAUGAAGAUUUAGCAAAAGCUAGCGAAGCUUUGGAUGAACUGGACGACACCCCAGGCACGUCUAAAGACGAGCUGACAGACAUUCUUAGUCCACAUUUCAAUUUAGAAUCAAUGGUCAGAGAUACAGGUUUAACUAAUAUGGAUAGUAAAGACAUUGAAGAGAUAUUCAAAGGAGUUUUAACUGAUGAAUCUCAGGAAUCUCAAGAAUCGUCAGUUUUUCCGGUUCAAACUCAACCUCCACAUCCGUCAUCUACUACGACGCCUCUUGUGUCUCCUUCGCCGCAUCCUGGUAUACAAACAACGAUGCCUAUACCAAGGCCUCAAGUACCAGGUUCACUACCCUCUGUUGGUCAAUCGACUUUAAAUUCUCCAAUGAGUUUUCCACCACCAUCUCCGUACCAUUCAGAAUACAGCAAUAGUCCCCAAUUUAGCCCUGCUAUCUCUGAGCCACGAAGUCCGUGGGUUAACCCUGAUGACGAGGGUACCACGCAAACAGGCAGUACUACAAUUUCAUACAACCAAAGAAGUAAUCUUAAAAUGGAAGCUGAUGAAGCUUUAGGUUCAGGAGCAACUAUAUCUUCCGUACUGUAUGCUAAUCUUAACCAUCCGGAAUGGAAGACAGAAUAUCCAGCUUGGUCAGAAAGAUGCAAACAAAUAUUGAAGAAGUGGCGUGCGCUUCCAAAUGAUAAAAAAGCUCCAUACCUAACGUUGGCGCGGGAUAACAGGGCUGCAAUUCGUAUGAAAAAGACCCAACAGAUAUCCAAGGAUAUACCAAGCACGACCCCAGUCACUGCAACAAGUGCACCUACCAUCAUCACCAAACCUGUCACAACUAUGACAUCAGCUCAAGUUUCUCCAGUAGUAGCUAUGGCCUCCAACCAAAGGCAGAUCGGACUUUUGGCCUCGGUGGGCAGUGAUAAAACACAGGAUAAGAAUGGAAUGACUGUGUCCGGAACAGGAGUGACAGUGUCAACAGCUAGCAGUAAUCAUCAUGCGGAGGUGUGUGCGGUGCAGGGACCGCCGAAGCAGCUAACAUCUACUUCCCCGAGUCCUUCUCCAACAUCCACGACCCCUUCUUCUUCACCCAGGCCCAGUUCUGUCAACUCUGUUAACUCCAUUAACAGCCUGGCACACCAAGAGAUAUCCGGUAGCCAGGCUAGAGUAGCUCAGUCGCCAGCCACGCCUUGCACAUCAGCAACUGCUUCUUCUUCUUCUUACUGCAACACGGGCGCCGGUGAAGGGCAGCAUCAAACGUCACCAUCCCAGCAACGUCCUACACCUGCUCACAUUACGAUCAGUACCAGUACUAUCGCUAACAGUCUGAGCAUUUCUCAGUCAUCCCCCACUACCAACGUUAUGGUGGGGGUAGGUCCUGUUCGCCAAUUAUCCUCGGUAGACCACCAGAUUAGAGUGCUCACCCCAUCUGAAAUCAUGCGCACCCUUCCCUCCCUCAGCCAGGAGCACUACGAUCCGCCACCCACUGCAAUUAUUCACACUGUACCUGUACAGUCCCCGGCUAUGGAACAAGAAAGACUUUCCAAUAGAGAUCGUUCUAGCCGAGAAGCUGAACAAGAACGUCAAUGGAAACAAUUACAAGCAUUACGCCAGCAACAAGCACAGAUGCAACAACAAGUUAUUCACGAACAGCGUGUACAUGCUAUCGCUAGAGUUCAUAGACAAAUAAGCGAAGACAAUACAACUCAAAUAAGUAAUGACAAUACCACAGGAUUAACCACACAAUUGCAAGUGUCUACGUCACAGGAUGGAACUCAUAUGGGACCACUAGCCUCGCCAUCACCUGGGUCACGAAAUACAUUUGCGACACCUCCUGUGAAAGUUACGCGAGGAUUAGCACCGCAAAGCCCUCAUCAAGGUAUACCACGUUUACCCAAUCAACCGUGUGCGACCAUGACUCGUCCAGUUGGGACAGUGGUUAGGCCUGGGAUGCCGAACAAUUUCACUCAACCACCGUCUCCGUUUUCUCCUCAAGCUCCGCAAUCCCCUCACGAUUUCCCACAGUCGCCAGCCUCGUCGCAAUCUCAGGACCAUUUUCAACGUUUUGACAAUACCGAUGCUUACUCUCAAGGUUCCCAAACGCCCAGAUCACAGAUAUCUGGUACACCCUCGUAUUCCACGUCUCCCAGAAGCGACGUGUUUCCUCAACCACCAGGUACACCAAGGCCUAUGUUUAAUGCUCCUACUACUCGUCCUUCUACCCAUGUAUAUGCACCAUCUCGUACACCUGAUCCAUACAGUAGCCAGCCUCCUACUCCCUCGCCCGCUCCAAAUUACUCCUCGCCGAGGCCGGAAUCUCGACAAGAUUCGCAGCAGCCUGAAGUGUUCAAUCAACAACCAGAAGUGAAUAGACAGUUACGUGAUCUUUUGCAAAGACAACAAUUUAGUAAAAAGAUGGAACCUGCCAGCACUACGUGGAACCAAGAUGGUCAGAACAACACUGAAAAUAACCAACAGCAAUUCGACACAGCUCAUGUACAACUUCCGCAACAUUCUCAAGCGACAAGCAACACGGGUGAAGGUACUUUCAGGCAUCCUCUUCCUCCUGGUAUUGUCAGACCCAGGAUGCCUAUGCAGCCAAAUGUUCUGAUAAGAAAUCAAAUUGGAAUAACAUCGAGGCAUCCUGUGGCAGGGAACGUGGAUGCCAGGGUUCAGAAUAUGGAUCCACGUACGAGGAUGCUUUUGCAAAGACCGCAGGUGGCUGCGAGCAUACCUCAACAACAUUUUCAAGGGAAUCAAACUAUACAGACGCGAAUGCCAGCUGUAAGAAAUUCUAUUACAGAACCUUAUGAUGUUUUACAACAACAAAGGUUUCCAGAUACCAGUCAAGGUCAAAAUAUGGGUCAACGCAUUGUACGAGCACCUCAGGAUAAUUUAAAUCAAGGAAUUAGGAUGUUAAGUUCGCAAGCGGUUGGGACAAGAGCACCUCUUAUACCAACGACGGUUAGCGAAGCUACUGUGAGUCCGUCUGAACCAUCAGAGAUUCCGGACAAUGUGACUGCAGAGCUUGAGAAAUUGGAACAAGAAGGAGCGCCGAUGGUCGAGGUCGAAGGAGAGGGCGUGAGUGCAAUAUUAGGUGAAUUAGGUGACGAUGAUGACGAACUCCUUGCUGAAAUGGGAGCAGAUUUUAAUAUUUUGGAAUACGCGGAUCCUGAAUUAGACAACAUAACCGGUGGCGAGAAAACAAAUAUACUUGAUUUAGAUUUAGAGCAAGUCGAGGUGGAGACCAAGGAAGAGAAACAGAAGAAAGAAGUUAAGGACGAGGAGCGAAAAUCGAAUGAAUUAAGCGGAACUAGCGCGGUGCAUUCAGAUAUGAGUGACACGUGUACGACAACCACUGUACAAACACCUACAGAAACGUCCAAUGCUCCGACGCAAGCACAAACAGUAGCUCCCAUUACCGCGUCUCAAACACCGCAGCAACCAUCUACGAUUAUGCCUCAGUCGCAUGCUCAAGCUGUUGUUGUGCAGCAACAAAUGCAUCAGCACGUGCAACAAGCAGCGGCAAUGGGAAGACCUAUGCCUCCAGGAACUCGGUUGCUUUCGCCUGAUGGAGCAGUUGGAGUUGUUACGUCGACUAACACCGUCACGGUCAGUUAUCCGUCCACAUUCCCAGGACACCCUCAAAGAAUACCACAAACGCAUAUCCAAGUAACUCCACAGCAACGUCUUAGUAUGAGAGUAACGGGUGUACCAAACGUGGCUGGUAGAGUGGUUGCAGUGAAUCACAUGAUCGGUCCACGUAUGCCACUGGCGCCACCACCCCCGCCACCUCCACCUCCGUAUCCUGGACCACCGCCGCCUUAUCCCGGACCUAUACAGAUGGGGCUGUGCCCAGGUGGGCGGGGUAUGACGCGGCCCCCAGUCCAUAUAGGGCACCCAGUACCCGUGGCGGGUCCACCAAUGGCCCCUGUGGUACAUACUGGUACGCCCGCAAUGACACCUCACCCUCACCGAAGACCCUUGCUUCUGCAGUCGUGUUCACAGGAACAACCAUUAUUGUUGGAGGAAUUGUUGGAGCAAGAAAAACGUGAACAAGAAAAGCAACAGCAACAACAGCAGCAGCAGCAGCAGCAACAACAACAACAACAACAGCAGCAGCAGCAAAGCGACAGUACGACUUCUGGAGGAUCUCUAUUAAGUGACAGUGAGUUUGAAAGAUUUAAAGCAGAUAUUUUGGGAUCUGCACCUCUUGCUUCUCCUCCACAAGGAAUUACAUCAGUACCUGGAGGAGUUCCUGUAAUUAGGCCACCUUGUACACCAACACCGCCAUCCGCUCCAGGUAACAGUUGGCAACAGGCAGUACCGGAUGCGACAAAACUAGCAACCCAAGUGCCCAGGCAACCUAUUGCUACCCAGACUCCACCUGAACCAAGGGUUGCUACGUUUAACAUCUCUCAGAUUCCCGCUCCGCCAACGCCACCGGAGAACAUUGUAAACGAACAGGAUCGUCAAGUACAACUGCAGUACGAGCAGUGGCUAAAUCACCAGCACCAAGUGUUGACACAACAGUUGAAGUAUUACGAAACUGAGGUACAAAAGCUGCGUAAAAUACGAAAAUCUCUCAAUAGCAAGCAACGUCAGCUAAGAAAAUCUGGGAACGAACUUACGGAGAACGACGCAGCGGAACUGCAACGUAUCUCGAGCGAGCAAGCGAUAUUGCAGAAACAUCUGGACGCGAGUCGCAAGCAAACUCGUCAGCACGGCAUGUUGAUACAAGACUAUCAUAGUAAACAGCAACAGAGACAACCUCAGCAACAAAAUAGCGAACCGUGUUCACCGUUGAUGUCGCCAUCUCAACAAUCACCGAUGCACAGUCCUGCUGCGCUGGUUUCUCAAAGCCCGGGACCUGGAAAUGUUCCUGCAAGCAUGAUACAGCAUUCACCGGCUACCCCCAUCAUCCAGCAUAGCCCGAAUCCACCGUUACUGCAACAUAGUCCUGGAAAUCCUCAGUCAGGAAAUCCAGGAACAAUGUCGCCUCACAAUAUGCAACAGUCUCCUAGGAUUGGAACUCCGCAUUCGCAGAACGAGGAAAGUCCUUUCAGUCCUGGUGCUAUGCCAUCGCCUGGGAUGUGUGUCCCUUCAGGGAAUCGAAUGACGUCUCCGCAACAUCGUGCAAUCAUCAGUGGAAGACUUGCGACCAGCCCGGGCGCCUUCACUCCGGAUACUCGAAACGCUCAGCAAAUCAUCGGAGAUCAAACUGUUCGAGUUCACGGUCUGACUCAACGUUUCGUCCGUCCACCGGCUGUGGGAGAGCCUGGACAAAGGCCCCGGUUGCAACUGCAAGGAGGAAUUGUAUAUGGACAGCGUUCGCCGCUCGGAAGUCCUCAACCUACGCAACAAUCUCUGAUAAAUCAACAACAUCAACAAAUGCUCCAGAGACAGCAAAUUAUUCAGCAGCAGCACGAGAACGCUGGUAUUCUUCAAGAUGGCCAGAACGCUAUUACUCAGCGUACAAUACAAAUGGCACAGCAGAGACAGCAAAUGCUGCAACAACAGCAGCAGCAGCAACAAAUAGUACAACAGCAGAGGCAACAGUUUUUGCAAAUGCAACAGCAACAACAACAGCAGCAGCAGCAACAACACACGAUGCAGAAACCGCCAAGUUCUCCGAUGGUCUCCCAACCUGCGAAUUCUCCGAGUCCUCAACUUCACCAACAGAUUCAGCAAAAUUAUGGACAACCUCCGAGUUCACCCAUGCCUCGCAGUCCUAUGGUUCAACAGACAAUGGGCUCGCCGAUGCUUCAACAACAAUUGAGCCAAACUUCUCAACCUCCUAGCCCGAUGAACACGAGAAUUCAUCAUCCACCGAAUUCACCGAUGAUAUCCCAGUAUCAACCAACCAGCCCGAUGUCUCGUAAUCAUCCUUCGACGUCGCCGAUGCUGCAGCAUCAACUGAACAACACUCACCAUCCUCAAACGUCUCAACCGCCCAGUUCUCCGAUGCCGAGAAGUCCGAUGGUCGGUGGUUCGCCCAUGCAGAUGCAGAGAAGGCAAUCCACUGGCAACAGUCCAGCGAUGCCGGAUCGACCUCAAAGCGUAGAGAAUCCAGGAACACCGAGAACACCGCACACUCCACACACACCGCAUACACCGCAUGGUUCUUACGCUCCGAAUUCGAACAACAUGACGGUAACGAAUGAUCAACAACAGCAGCAGUUACAACAGUCCCAUCAGCAUCAACAAUCUCAUACGCAAGACCAAACAUCUUCCACGGAUCACACGAACAGAGGUGGAGGCAAUCCGCAUAAUCCAAUGAAUCCGAUACCGCUUGCAAACAUUUUUGGAAGGUAUGGAUACUUCAAACUCGGACUGAGGGGUGGUUCUCCCAUGUGGUCGACUAAGGCGGAGACCAGCAAAGGGAAAACCUCGGAAUCGCACUUGUUGAAUAUAGACGAGAAACCGAACACUUCCGUGGUGGUACACAGGAAGACUGGUAUACCACAGUCGAAAAUCAAUUCUUUAGUGUGUGCAGACUACAAUGAUUUCGAUGACGAUUCACGAACACCACCUCAGACACCACCGACCACCAUAGAGACCAAGCAAACAACGUCUUUGUCCGAUAACGGGCCCUUAACUCUGGGUAGUCCGAGCAGCAAGAUGGAGCCUAUACCCGACACCACCGACUACGACGACGAUAAAACCAUUGUGAACACGGAGGUAACUUUGAGCUCCACUGCGCAACGAGACAGCGACGAUAUUACGGUCAUAGACCAGUUCGGAGAUUCCGAACUGGUCGACGUGAUAUCGGGGACGCUGGAAGGCGACAUGCAGGAGGAAUACGUUCUCUUCGAACCUGGAAUGGUGGUAGACUUAUCAGCGGAUAGCAACGAUUCUCUUUGUCAGGCGUUGGUCAACGAGGGUAGUCAAGGACACGAUUUAGUACAAAUAUUGGAGAUCGAGAAUCCGGAAUCCCAAACGGACGAGCCGAUCCUCAGCGACGAAGACCUGGUCCCCUCUCAUCCGAGAAACAAAAAGGGCCUCAGACUGGACAUUGUGAGAACCUUGCAAUCUUGUAAAAGCUUUGUCACCGUCACGGAUACACCCGAGUCGCCUGAUCAAGAGGAACUCCGCGUCGAUCCGUCUCCCGGCGCCUACAUGGAUCAGUCGCCUGAACAAGAUCUCAUGGUGUCUUUCGUCAGCGAAUCCGAAGUUGUGAUCAUUGAUCCCAGCACGAAGUCGCCUGAGGACAACCUGUCGAAGGAAUCUUGCCACGAAGAGGUUGAGAAAACUGAGACCCCGGCUGUAUCCGAGGCGCCGAAAGAGAACGCCGUUGCCGAAUCGACCGCCGAGGAUCAGUGUAAACCGCAGAAAGAAUCAAAAGUAACUAGGAGUCCUCCGUCAUUCGUGUUCUGUAAUAAUGUUCUAUACAAUCAAAUUCCACCUUCUAGCAUUCAUCAUGCGAACAUAGGUGUACCGUCUACCUACAAGUCCACCGUAGCCUUAGGAACUUCGGCAAGUACAAACGCUGCCAGCGGCAACAACAAAAAUACCAUCACCGGCAUAUCUACCAGCGUGUUAGUAGCAACAGAAACGCCCGUUAAAUCAACCUCUAUCUUUACAACAUUGAACAUGACAAAGGACGCGGUGUCUUCGACUUUCAACAAUCAAAAGCAACUACCGUCGACCAUGGCUAGCAUCGUCGCGGACGCUAAAAUCGCGGCGAAACUCAGUCAAACGGCUUUGGAGAACAUUGCUGUUAGUUCGCAGCAGAGUACAAUGAAAUCAGAACCAUUAGCAACGAUCUGUUCGCCGAGUAUAGAAAUCACCAAGCUUCAGACCACAUUCGCCGACAAACUGAUAUCUUCGGUGCCCAAUUUACACAAUAAAAUAACGAGUUUCGUGCAAAAUGCCGCGACGAGUACAACGGUGGAGUCAGGUAAUCCUACGAAAUUGAUAUUGAGCGUGCAACCAACGUCUGUCACGUUGUCCACGCCGAAGAUGUCCAUUCCUGAUCUCCCUAAAAAGGAGAAUGGUAAUAGUAACUCUGUGACGAAAGAGAAACAACUGGAUGUUUUGGAGAAGCCUGCGAAGGUGAGAAAUGAAAAGGACGAGACUGAUCAUUCAGCGAAAAAUUCGGACGAAACUGGCGUGAAUAAUUCAAGCGCGAACGUAGCGACGAGUACAGCUUCCAGUCAAGAAUUAACAUCCAACGAAGAGAAGAAGAACGAUCUUUUGAAUACGACCGAUGAACUAGAAAGUAUGCUUGAGGCAAUUCAUAAUCCUGCUGAAAACACCAUAAGCAGAGAGAACUCACGUGCGGAUAGCAAGACGGACAGUGCUUCCUCCAUCAAAAGAAUAUCACCAGUUACCGACGAUUUAUCUUUGGUAAAUAUUUUGGAGAAUGAUUCCGAGCCAGCCGAGAACGAGAACAAAGACGAAAGUGUAGCAACGUCAGAAGCUCAAAGAGUUAAUAAUAAAUCAAAAGAAAUUGAAACAAGCAUCGCGGAUAACAGUAACUUGAAUAUCACUCAGAAAGAGAAGAAGCACGAGCAAGAAUUGUGUACGGAUAUUGAAACUAGCAAACCUUAUGUACCGCACUGCCUUAACGAGGAGAAGGGUGGUAUAAUGGAGGAGUCGUCUGACGAUAUAUUAGACAUGCUACACAACAUCAUAUCGUCGAAACCAGAAAUGGCAAACAGUGAUAUGCUUCAAGAAGAUAGAUCCAGGAAGUCGAGCAUGAUGUACGAAUUGCCAACACCUCUGGACACCUUACCUUUGAAUAUACUUCAAGAUUCUUUGAUGGAUCUCGAGCAAGAGCACUCGGAUAACGAGCAUCUUUUGACGAACGAAAAUAAAGGACCAAAAGUACAACCGAAAACAAGUUCACCUCCUGUAGAAGUAACACCGAAGAAGAGCUCUCCGAUUCCUCAGCAGAGCGCUCCUUUGGUAGCUAGCACCAUAGCGCAGUUGCAAAAGUGUACAACCACGGUACCUCAUCUUUCUCCUCUGUCGAAACCUACCGAAUUGACGUCGAACGUUGCGAACGUGUCCCAUCAAUUGAGAACGUUACUUUCUUCCUUACAGACUAAUCCCUCGCAAAAUUGUACAACCGUGAAUCAGACCAUCACCAUGGUGUCCUCGGCAAUCUCCGUGUCAAAAGUAGGAAACAUACUGACCACGAUGAGCUCGUCUGCGCCAAACUCUGUAAAUAAUCUGCAUAGUAACGCGAACGUUCGGUUGCAGACAUGUAUAACCACCUCCCAUUCAACGGCCACGUGCAAGGCAGAUUUGGAGACGACGGCCGCUAGUUAUACUCCUCAUUCAAAGGAAAGUACAAAUUCUACGAUAAGCGUUGUUUCUACUUUGUGUAAGGUCACCCCUUCGGAUCCGUUUUUACGAGUCGCAUCGAGUGCGAUGCAGUCGCAGCCUACCAGUAGUAUAUCCCUGCAAACGUCAUCUGUAAUCACACCCAGACCGCCAACGAAUUCAGGGAUCUCGAUCACUUCGAACGCGAUACUGAACGCCAUGUUAGCUGGCACCAAUUCUGCGAAGCCUACCAUCGCUGGUCAUCGAACCAACACCGCUCCAACUCAGACCAGCAAUCUCUUGAGCUCUGUUAUGGCUACGUCGGUGCAACGGACGCAGAGUCUUCAAGCGAUCCUGCAAGUAAGUUCAGGUUGUUCCUCGGCACCAUCUCGAGUGGUGGUUAACGCCACCUCGACGACCGUGACCACGUCCAUGCAGUGCGUCAGGACCAUCGUACCUCCCAUAGUUACUACAAGCACCAACAGCAUCAACGUCACUACAAGUAUCUUACAGUCGACCCUGUCUCAGACGCCAACGUUGUUGCAUUCUCAGCUCGCGUCUGGUCCGACUCAAUACAAGUUAGCCGGACAUCUGACAGUGGACGGGAAGAGCAACGAGCUUGAGAGGCUAGCGCAAAGCACACCCUUGAAGAAGGAGUCGGAGGAAUCCAACUGCAAACCUCAAUCGGCACUGGACAAGCCACCAACCGCAAGGCUGGAAUUGGAUGGGAAUAAGAGCUCUACUGGUUCCCAUAGGAUGGAGGAAUCGCAGAAUGUAUUGUUGAAACAACUUCUACAGAACACUGCAUGCGCGACGACCACUCUGUGCUCCGGUUCUUCUCAAGGACCCAGCUUACCGUUGGUACCGUCGUUGGAGGCGCAGCUGGCUAGACCGGUGCCUCCCACUCCGUUCUCUGUGUUACCACCUUUGCUGAACGAGGUGCCAGCACCCAAGACCACCUGCAACAAGCAAGUUUUAAACAGAGAGACAUCGUUUCUGUCGCAAUCGGUAACGUCCUCGAAGGUGCAAAGUCCUCCUACCAAGGAGGAACCACCUAAACCACCCCCGCCGCUUUCCACAUCCGCGCCGGUUCUAUCACAGCAACGGGUGGUCGACACCUUCGUCAAGCAACAGAUCACGACCCAACCUCCGAAGACUACUACUGUCGCCACUCAAGCGAAUCAACAGCCGACGACGACGAUCAGCAAGCAAGUACCACCCCCGCUUGCGACCAAAACCUCGGAGACGACAACGGCCAUCAAACAGGAACCGAUCGUUUCUCAGCCGCAGGCAAAGCUUACAAACGAUCCUGUGGUUAACAGUACUGUCCCCGUUCAGGAACAGUGCGUGUCGACCGCUAUUGCCGUUUCACGAGUGAUGCCCCAAACGAAAGCCGUGAUCACAACGGUGGCUGCUAAAAGUAUCCAGUCCAGCACCCAAGUAUCGUCGAGUACCGUUCAAACGUCCCAAGUGUUAACGACUGUCACGACUGCUCAGCCGCAGCAGCAAAGCCAGCAAACUCAACCCCAGAUACCGGUAACCCUGAAAUCCAUUGUCUCGACCCAGCAACAAUCCCCGCAUAUAAACACAAUACCGCCAUCAGUGCCUCAUACGGUGUCUCACACUGUGGGCCACCAAGCCCAGGCGUCACAGGGUGCAAAUGCACAACACACAGUGCCUUUAGUGGAAGUCAAAAAGGAAGUUCUUGAUGAAGUUCUAUCUAGCGGUACACCUACCCAAUUAACCGAUACCAAAGACUUUCUUACUGCCAAAGAGGAGCUUAUGGAUGGAUCGAUUGACGACAAAACUGAUCUCAAGAAGUUCAAGAGGCGACAAUAUCAACAGAAACGGAAACAAAGCCAGGGAAAAGACGCGGCUACAGCGCCUCAGAAGAAGCGCGCUAGGAAACCAUCCCGCUUAGACGAGGAUUACGACACGUUCAUUGACAAUUUAAUGAUACAAUUACGGCAACUUCAACCAAUGGCAGUAUUAGAACCACUUCUUGGUAGAAAUUACGGCGUGUGCCCCAUCUUUGGCUCGGGGGACCUGACGAAAAUCGGUAGUCAAAAGGAUUAUAGUACCAGAACAGGAGAUUUAGUUGGUUCAUACGGAUCUGCGACAUUGCCUGGUGUAUCUGAUCACUAUAACACCCAACCGUUCGGUGAAUUAGAACCCUUACCACCUCAGCAACCUGCUUCCACUCAAAGAGGAUUCUAUGAUCAAGAAUUUCCGCCUCUUAAAUUGGACGAUUCCGACGAAAAGAAAGAGAAUUCUUUGUCAAUGAACCGCGACGUCGAUUCUCCUGACACGAUAGUCAGUUCAUCUUCGCCCGAAUGCGUGAUCCCAGAAUUCAUUCAUCGAUUCCCAGGUUUGAGAUUAAUCGAAGAAGAAUCGGACGAAGAAUCGGAUUGGCUGAAACGAGUUUCACCCGUGAUACCUUUAAUUUCACCAAUACCAAUUAGACUGAAACCAACUUACAUUAAGGAUACCUCUAAGCAAGACAAAGAGAACCUAGGAAUACCUCGCCUUGGAAAAUCUCCUCCAAUACCUUUGAGAGAUGGCAACAUAACAGUUACAUUGACAUUGAACAGUCAGGCUGCGGAUGAUAUAAUGGGAGUACUUAAGGAUUUGGCUAAUAUUUUAAAUAUUGCUCCUCCUACUGGUUACCAGAUAGUAGAACGUACUACUACUCCUCCUAGUCAGAAAUUAGGUCUUUACAGAACCAAGGGAAAAGAUGGUAAAGAAGGAGCCCCGAUUGAUAUACAAAGUAUUUUGAAUGGCGCCGCGAAAUUUUGUCGUCAUUGCGAUGUUGUGAUAUUAAAUAGUUUAAUAAGAAAGAAAGUAUCAGAUUUACCAUUUUUGAGUAAGGAAGAAGCUGAGCCUGGCGAUGAACUAUGUUUCUGUUCGGCAGCCUGUUACAUGCAGUUUGCCCUAAUGCAUAGAACACCUUCAAACACGCAAGAUAAGGCUGCUACAAUAGUAGAUCAUCUGUGUCAUAAUAAAUUAGAUGCUAAGGUAUUGGAUGAUGAUUUCAAAAAGGGAAAGAAAUUUGUGGUCAAACAGCCGGUCGAACAUGUUGAAAACAUGGAAGUGGAUCAAAUAGAGAAGGAACCUGAAAUUAAAAUUAAAAUGGAGAAGGAAGAGCAAGACCUGCCUGAAACAAGGGAUGAAAUGUUAGAUGAUAAACGACCGAAGAAACAUUCAGUGAUGGAGGAGUCUUCGACUGAAUCGACUGAACCACAACCACCUGCUAAAGUAUGGAGAGGCUUGCGGUACAAAGCUUGGUCUGUUGGCUCGAUGCAACCUCCAACUAAGUACAAGAAACCAACCGACAAGGAAAUCACUGAGAUGCUUUUCCGUAUGGGAGUGACUGUAGUACCUGCCAAAGCGGAAGACAGUCGACGAUGCAUGUUUUGUCACAGUCAAGGUGAUGGUACAGCUGAUGGUCCUGCUAGAUUACUUAAUUUUGACGUCGACAAAUGGGUGCACUUAAAUUGUGCCCUAUGGUCGGAAGAUGUGUAUGAAACUGUAAAUGGUGCCUUGAUGAAUCUCGAUACCGCUUUACAACAUAGUCUUGUAUUAAAUUGUAUCGUUUGCGAGAAGCCGGGAGCUACAGUAAAAUGUUUUAAAAUGCGCUGCACCAACGUGUACCACCUUGGCUGCGCCGUUAAAGAUGGCUGUGUUUUUUAUAAGAAUAAGAGUACCUAUUGCUCUCAGCACGUUCAAAAGAACGAGAAAGAUAACGAGUUGACUACGUUAUCAGUAUACAGAAGGGUGUACGUUAACCGAGACGAGAACAGACAAGUUGCGGCUGUGAUGCAUCAUUCGGAACACAAUCACCUGUUGAGAGUCGGAAGUCUAAUAUUUUUAAGCGUCGGACAGUUGCUUCCGCAUCAGCUAGCCAAUUUUCACACACCUAAUUACAUAUACCCUGUUGGAUACAAAAUCGUUAGAUUCUAUUGGAGCAUGAGAAGGCCGAACAAACGUUGCCGUUACGUGUGUUCUAUCCAUGAUGUUUCCGGCCGACCAGAAUUCAGAGUACUUGUACAGGAACCUCUGCAAGAGGACGUCGAAUUAAGGGAUGCAACGCCUCGUGCCGUUUGGAGCAGGAUCCUCGAGCCGUUAGCCGAAUUACGAAGAUCUACGCACAGUGUCCAGUUGUUUCCGCGUUACGUAUCUGGCGAAGAUUUAUUUGGACUAACCGAGCCAGCUGUCGUUCGUGUUCUCGAAAGUCUUCCAGGCAUCGAAACCUUAACCGAUUACAGAUUUAAAUACGGUCGAAAUCCGUUGUUAGAAUUGCCGUUAGCGAUUAAUCCAACCGGUAGCGCGAGAACGGAGGCUCGUCUACGAAAUCAGCUUCCUUGGAAGAGGCCGCACACGCAGCGUACCGGUUCGUCGGCCAGGGCUGCUUUUGUCCCGACCGCGACCGUCGCCGGUGAAGUGGCUUGUCCCUAUUCGAAACAAUUCGUUCAUUCCAAGAGUUCACAGUACAAAAAGAUGAAGCAAGAAUGGCGUAACAACGUGUACCUGGCACGCUCGAAGAUCCAAGGUCUGGGAUUGUACGCGGCACGGGAUUUAGAGAAACACACUAUGGUCAUCGAGUACAUCGGCGAGAUAAUUCGUACUGAAUUGGCUGAAACUAGGGAGAAGCAGUAUGAAGCAAGGAAUCGUGGUAUUUAUAUGUUCCGGUUGGACGAAGAGAGAGUGGUCGAUGCGACGUUAUGCGGAGGUCUUGCAAGGUAUAUCAAUCAUUCUUGUAACCCGAAUUGUGUCGCUGAAAUCGUUGAGGUCGAACGUGAUCUUAGAAUCAUAAUCUUUGCAAAGCGAAGAAUCUCACGUGGCGAGGAGCUGGCAUACGAUUACAAAUUCGACAUAGAAGAUGACCAGCACAAGAUAGCAUGCGCAUGUGGCGCGCCUAACUGCCGCAAGUGGAUGAACUAAAGAGCUCGAUCCACGGUUGUUAUUGUUACUACGUUAUUGGGUAGGUUUUACAUGAAGAAAAAAAAAGAAAAGAAUUAUAUAUAAAUAUAUAUAUUAUAUUUAUAUAUAUUUAUAUAUACAUAGACACAUUAUUUAAUUUGUAAAGUGCCAUUGCAGUUUGACUAAUUGAAUUCAUAGUGAAGUUGGUGCUAUGCCAUCACAACAUUCCUCCAAAGUUGUACAAUAUUAGUUUUACUUUACAAAAAAUAGAACAUUGAUCGCUUGUAUAUUACGGACACUCUUUAAAUGACACGACACGAGAUAAUUGAGAAACAAAUUUUUAUGGGUCGUGUGUAUGUAUACAGAAAGUUUGUAUCUUUGUAUGUUGAGUAGGGUCAACGUUUAGUUGACCUUUAUUGUAAUAUAAAUCGUUUAUUAAUUAUUAUUGCAUAUACAUUGCACUGUAUCUGUAAAUAAGUAGAGAAUCCAUGUUAUUUUGAAUCACCAGAUGAAUUAUGUAAAAUAACAGUAUCUAAUUUAGAAUUAUAUACAAUUAUAACUAUUUCAUUAUAUGAUAAUAAAUCCGUACAAAAUCUAUUGAUACCUUCAUUUUUGUAAAUACCUCUUUAUUGUGUAAUUCGAUUUGUUAGCGUUUCGUAGGAAAAAAUAUAUAUAUAUAUAUAAAGAAAAAACAAUAAAUAAUAGUUGUCAUAUACAAUUUUGAUGAAGUAUACAAACAUUUUGCCGUCGUGAAUGUUCAUUUUAAAUUGUAUUUGUGAUGCAAUUAUUUAUGUUUUCAUACUAUGCUUGUAGAAAUACAAACUAUGCUUUUAAAUUGAUCAAAAAAGAAAAGAAAAAAAAAUAUUAUCAAAGAGAACAAACUUCUAUGAUUAAGGAACAUUUCUUCCUUCAAAGAAUUUUUAUUAUGAACCGCGAAAAUUUGUAUACAAAUCAUGUGUAUAUAAUUAUAUAUAUAUAUAAUUACUAGGGACUUCAAAAAAAUGAUGUAAAAAUUGUUUCUAUUAUACUAAUACUUGAUGUAACGUUGUAACACAAUGAUGUAAUGUAAAACAAUUGAAUUUAUUUUUUAAUAAUAUAUAAAGAUCUAUUGACAGAAGAAUUUUUGAUAAAUGUGUUUUACCAUACAUGGCAUUUUUAUCAAAGUGUUAAUAACUCCAACGUUUCAUUUAUCACAUAACGAAAGAAAAUACAUAAAAAAGGAUAAAAGAGAAUUGUAUUUAGCAUUUAAUUAAUUUCAUUCGAAACUUAUUGGAACACAAAUAACGAUAGAAUGUUCCAAGGAUAAAAGGAUGACUUAACGAUAAUGAAUCAUGUUCGCAAUUUUAUUUUUCGCAAAUGUAAAAUAAUAUUUACAAAGUGAUAUAUCGCAUGUACACAAAAGUACACAGUCAUUUCUUAAGUUUCACAGUUAGUAAUAAGGGGAAAAGAUACAAAGAAACUAAAAAUAAUAUAUACAAUGAGUAUUCGAUUGCAAAGAUGUGUCGCUAUGAAUUUAUACAAAUUCUCGAUGGAAUCUUCGUAAAACUUUUAUUUUGUACAAUUAAAAAACGAGAACAGAAAAAUAUAUAUAAUUAAAGAUUUCCAUAAACUGUAAACGUAACCGAUAUUAUUAUAUUUAUAUGUAUGUAUAAACUUGCUAGAACGAAAAGGAGAAAGAGAGCAAAGUACAUCACAAAAAAUAGAAUAUGCAGGCGAAUAUAGAGUAAAGAAUGUAAUGUAACCGGUGAAUAUGUGAAUGUAAAUGCGAAUAAGAAAAUACAUUGCAAUAAAAAUGUAUUUUAAAUGCGAUUCUUUGGCAUUUAUGCACGAUACAAUUGUAAGGCGAUCCUAACGUUACAAUAGUAACUUAUGUACAAUUUAAAGAAGUUUAAUUAUCACCUUAAGCGUUAAAAAAUAAGUACGGAACAAGGUACAACGCUUACAAUUAAAAAAAACCACUUGUAUACUAUUGACGUGUCGGAUAACAAUAUUACAUUUGUAAAUGUUGUAUAAAAAAACAAAAAGAAAUGAAGUUUUCUCGCAGAUUUUGUAAAUUCAUACCUGAUCGGUAUUCGACUAAACACAUCGAUGCUGAUUGUAUAUUGUAUAUUGUUUCUAACGCGAUGAAUCUCUAGCGAGGAUUUUUCGAGUAUUUUAUCUAAAAAAGAAAAAUAGAAAGAAAAAAAAAAUAGUUUUAUUAUAUUGAGCGAUAUCGGUUGCUUUUUAAAUAUUACGCUUGUAACGCGAGAUCCAUGCAAUUUGUCUUCAACUUUAUAUUAGGUAAAAUUUGUAAAUUGUAAUAGUCAUUUUCUUUGUUGUGUAAAUCAUUGUAUUAAACGGUAAUUUCCUUGAUCGAUGUAUGAGAGAUUCUCGAUAGAGUAGCUUAUUGUUAGGUUUCUUAAAAUACAUAUCAAGCUAAUCAUGUUUGCAAAACGAUCGGUUUGGCAAAUUUCCUAGGACUUAAUUGAGAGAACAUUAGUAGAAGUUUGUAAUUAGAGUUCGAACCAUGUCUUAAUUUUCAAAAUUAAGCUGCAAUAAACUUGUUUGAUGAUAAA
Osmia lignaria (orchard mason bee) is the source of this 20705-nucleotide messenger RNA. RefSeq lists its product as uncharacterized. Gene Ontology annotation, molecular function: protein binding; transcription coactivator activity; histone H3K4 methyltransferase activity. NCBI's taxonomy places the organism in Eukaryota, Metazoa, Arthropoda, Insecta, Hymenoptera, Megachilidae. The record is from RefSeq and is a predicted model, not a curated record. Gene Ontology annotation, cellular component: nBAF complex; MLL3/4 complex; nucleus. Gene Ontology annotation, biological process: positive regulation of transcription by RNA polymerase II; nervous system development.